Messenger RNA from Anoplopoma fimbria (sablefish), 2923 nucleotides. RefSeq names its product G-protein coupled receptor-associated protein LMBRD2B-like. The transcript has 18 exons. The record is from RefSeq and is a predicted model, not a curated record. Gene Ontology annotation, biological process: adrenergic receptor signaling pathway. The coding region runs from base 120 to 2183 and encodes 687 amino acids. Gene Ontology annotation, cellular component: membrane. NCBI's taxonomy places the organism in Eukaryota, Metazoa, Chordata, Actinopteri, Perciformes, Anoplopomatidae.
UUUGUGGGACUUCACGUCUCAGGAACACAUCGUGACACUACAUCCAGACCGGUCAUUAUUGUACAAGCUUCAAAGCGUGUCAUCAUGAGUCCUUGACGUCUGUCUCUUCAUUCAUCAGUAUGAGCGGUGCUGCGCUGGCUGUUGUGGUGGUAGUUGUCUUCCUCUUGGCCCUCUACCUCCUCCAGCGCUAUGGAGAUCUGCGGAGGCAGCAGCGGAUGGUCCUCCUGGGGACGCUGCUGUCCUGGUACCUCUGCUUCCUCAUCGUCUUCAUCCUGCCGCUCGACGUCAGCACGACCAUCUACAAGCAGUGUAUUCUUGACAAUACUAACCACCCUACACCUGUAACUUCAACGAGACGCAAUAAUCAGACAGACGACAACUCCUCUGUUAAUCCAGCUGUCAGAAUACCAAAGGUUUGUGAGGAGCCAUGGAGUUAUAUACCAGAUGGAAUCCUACCAGUGUUCUGGAGAGUUGUAUACUGGACGUCCCAGUUUCUUACUUGGCUGCUGUUGCCUUUCAUGCAGUCUUAUGCGCGGUCGGCAGCUUUCUCCAGAGUUGGAAAGAUUAAAACAGCUCUCAUUGAAAAUGCUAUCUAUUAUGGCACUUACCUCCUUAUUUUCAUCUCUCUGCUCAUCUAUGUUGCCGCGCACCCACAGUGGCAACUCACAUGGAGAGAGCUCCAGACCAUCGGCAUCACAGCCGCCAACACCUGGGGCCUCUUCCUUCUGGUGCUCUUGCUAGGCUAUGGCCUGGUGGAGAUCCCGCGCUCUUAUUGGCUGUUAUCUUCCCAUGGUUACCUGCUGGCCAAGACUUACUUCAAGGCAUCGAAAAUGGCUACUGAAAAGGCGUCGGUGGAAGAGGACCUGGCAGAUGUUAUGGAGGAGGUGGCAGGCGUCCAUGAAUCAGUCAGGUACAACCACUGUCUCAGAAAGUGUGUGGACACUAUAAUUACAAAGUGUCCCACUGAGUACAAAGAAGAGAUGGGAAGAAAUGUGGAGAGCGCUUGUGGUGAGCAGAAUGUCCCUACCACCAAAAGAGGCUUGAUUAAUCUGCAUAAAAAAGUAAUCUCUGCAGUGCAGAGACACAGUCAGACUCAGGUUCAGUGGUCUAUCUUGUUAGAUGAGGCCGUUCAUUUAGAAGAUGUAGCUAAAAGUCUGAGCAGCCCAGUCCGACAGUUCAUCCACAGCUCAGAGUCAACCCAGGAACGCGGCUGGAUCCAUCGGUUCAUCUACACUCCUACUGUGGAGUGGUACUGGGAGUGUGUGUUCAGGCAGUGUUUCUACAGGCUGCUGGCAGUUCUCCUGUGUCUCAUCUCAGCAGCAGUUGUUUGGUCCGAGUGCACCUUCUUCAGCACACACCCAGUCCUCUCCCUCUUCGCUGUCUUUGUUCAGCUGGCUGAAAAACAAUACAACUACAUUUGUAUCGAGAUGGUGUGCUUCGUCAGUAUCCUCUUCCUGUGUGUCUGUGUCUACUCCACAGUGUUCAGGAUACGAGUCUUCAACUACUACUACCUGGUGCCACAUCACCAGACUGAUGCUUACAGCCUGCAGUUCAGCGGCAUGUUGUUUUGCCGUCUGACCCCUCCUUUAUGCCUUAACUUUCUGGGCCUGAUUCACAUGGACUCAGCCAUAUCACACCAGGACAGAAUACAGACAUCCUACACCUCUAUCAUGGGCUCUAUGCGUGUGCUAUAUUUCAUAUCUGAUGGCUUCUACAUCUACUAUCCCAUGCUGGUAUUGCUGCUCUGCUUUGCCACUUUUUAUAGCCUGGGCUCUCGCUGUUUGAAUCUCCUCGGCUUCCAUCAGUACAUCACUGACGACCACUUGACCUCUGACCUGGUGGAUGAAGGCAAGGAACUCAUCAGAAGAGAAAGAAGAAAAAGACAGAAGGCUGAGGAUGGAGAAAAUCGAAGAUGGGCCUGGAGGGAGCGGUAUGGAGUCCAUGGGACUACUGGGCGAACCAGAGCUGGUUACACAGAGUUGAAUGAUGACCAGAGCAGCCCUGUCACCGGGAUCAAUAAUAGUGUUAUCACAUUCACCAGAAGGGAUGGAGAGGAGGAGGAGCAGAGGAGAUCCUUACUGCGAGAUAACUCCAGUGAUGAAGGUUCACCAAACAGAAGAUCCAAAGGAGGACGUUACCGUUCUCUGUCACCUUCUGAGACAGGCUUCUUUGACGAUGUUUGAUACACUGGAGGCAUGGAAGGAGAGCAAAAAAAGUUAGUACAAGCUGGAACUGAAAAAAAGACAAAAAAUGCUCAUCUUCUUGAGAAAAGUCUGAACGCAAAGGAUUAUACAGUAUCUCAGGAAAUAAAGAGGAAGAUACCAUCAGUUUCCAUCAUUAUUCACUGAAAGAGAGCACUAACUGUGAUUAACCUGUGUGUGCAAAGCCAAACCCUUUUGAAUGUAGUUUUGAUAUUUACUGUCAAGCAGUAGCGUAGAUUGAUGGAUAAAAGAGAUGAAUGGCACAGUUACACACCUGCAGUGAUUUAGGAUAAGUAAAUGUAUUAUUGUCUGAGUAUUUUACCACACAGGUUCCUUUUUAAGAAAAAUAUUUGCAAGCUGUGAAAACAAUAAAAAUGAAAACUGAUUUAUUUACUCAAAGGGACGAUAUCAACAGCCUAACAAUAUUCAUGUUGAAUAUUUUGUGUUUGGAAAGACAUCACUGUUUUUGUUUGUAUUACAGUCUACUGUCAAUUAUGUUCUGUAAGGAUGUGAAUGUUUUGUUUAUCUGUGUCUACCAAAAUGCAUAAAAACAUCAUUAUUUUACCCAUUUUUGCAAUCUUCAUUCAAUGAUGAACAACUUAAAUUUGAUGCACCAGCACACAACGUUUGUGUUUAUUGUGCUUUACCACUGAUUUGAUAUGCUGUAAGGUGACCUUGAGGGCCAUUAAAGGCGUCACCAAAUAAAAUGUAUUAUUAUUAUU